Messenger RNA from Penicillium malachiteum, 621 nucleotides. RefSeq lists its product as uncharacterized. NCBI's taxonomy places the organism in Eukaryota, Fungi, Ascomycota, Eurotiomycetes, Eurotiales, Aspergillaceae. Gene Ontology annotation, biological process: regulation of DNA-templated transcription. The record is from RefSeq and is a predicted model, not a curated record. The coding region runs from base 1 to 621 and encodes 206 amino acids. Gene Ontology annotation, molecular function: DNA-binding transcription factor activity, RNA polymerase II-specific; zinc ion binding. The transcript has a single exon.
AUGGUGAACGAGCAAUAUUUUGGUAGAGCAUGCAAAACCUGUCGUCGUCGUGGUCGCGGUUGCGACCGGCGUAUGCCCUCUUGCAAUACCUGCGAAGCUAGCGGUCAAAAGUGUGAAGGAUAUUUACUCCAAUGGCCAGGUUUAGCGAGUCGAGGACAGUUUGUAGGUAAAAGUAUCCCAGUACCAGGAACGACAAAGCGACGACGAACGCGCCGAGCUCAACAACCGACUGCGAGAACACCAUCUCCGCCCACUGCUCCACAAUCGCCGCAGAGCCCCGUUAAUGAUGUUCAGACUGAGCCCCAAGAGAACCAAGUCGAAGAUCUGCUUGAUCCUUUGCAGUUAUUUGUGGGCAUUCCCGAGAAUCAUGCUUCACCUGGACUCUUAACGUGGUCCGAUGAAUUUGCUCUAGUCGACAUUUUCCCUGAAGAUAUUACCGAGCCCCAACUAAGUCUAGCCAUAACGCCUCCGCCGCAAGAUCAGUACAAGGAUCUUGGAGGCUCGCUGAGCUUUUACAAUACAUUGGGCUCAAGUCUGGACUGUAUCAGUAUCCCGGAUGAACUCAAGUUUAUAAUGCAAUAUCGUGAGUCUUGUCACUUCCAAGGUGGUUCUGUUCAUUAA